AUGAUUCCUAUUGCUAAAGAAGUACGUAUGUUGAAUGACUGGCCGAGAAAUCUUCGCCACGACAAGGACAGCAUACGACUCUAUCAAGAGCUGCUCAACAGGGCCGACGUACUGAAGAUCCCCCAUGCUGUGCGUCAGGUGAAAGAUGCUUGCUUGUUCAUUCCUGCAAGCAAUGCGGACCCCGAACGCAGUUUUUCCACGGUAAAUAGACUCACACGAACCGAUCGGAACAACCUGGGAGUUCCAAUGUUGGAUGCUCUAAUGAGGGUACACAGAGACGGACCCAGCCUGCUCACUGUUAAGCCGAAGAACUUAGUCCGACAGUGGAUGACUCCGCUUCCUGGCCUGGACCUUCGUCCCCACAUGCCCUCCACUUUUCGAGACACAGAUGCGCUUCUGGAUCUCUAUGUCACUCAUUACAUGACCAAGAAUCGAUUAAACGAUAGACAUGACGCCCAAAAGAUAAUCAAACUGAGACGGGAGCUCGAAACUUCCAAAGCAAUGAUUUUUUCUUCAGGAGUUCUCCACGACAAGGAUGUCUAA
Molecule: messenger RNA, 543 nt
Organism: Cooperia oncophora
Lineage: Eukaryota; Metazoa; Nematoda; Chromadorea; Rhabditida; Trichostrongylidae
Source: the annotation of a GenBank genome assembly